AGUAAAGGUCGUGGUCGACAUUGUAAAUUUGUAAUCGAAGAACGUAUGAGCGAGUUUUAGGAAUAAAUUUGACGACGUGGUGGAUUUCCAAUCCAUGCUUCCUCCGUCGGCUCCCCACUGUCUUCUAUCUAUUCUCUCGGCCUCUGUUUCCGUCUCUGAGAACGCCACCUGAUGUCUAGGCUUCUCACCACCACCGUCCACAUUUCCGCUGUUAUCCUCACCAAAUCCCGGCCGCCGCGUUACCUUUCCCCUUCUCAGUUCUCCCUUCCACAUGUCACUUCAACUCGCUAUUAUCUGAAACCUCAUCGGAGCGUCUCCAUUCGAGCUAUCAAUUCCUCAUCUGACACCAAAAGUGAAGAUGUUUCCUCAGAGAAUCAGGAGGAUAAAAUCGAGAUCAAGUCUGAGUUGGAUAAUAAUGGCAGUUUAAGAGGCGAUGAUGCGUAUCCUACUGGAGAAUUUGAGUUUGAAAGUCCAGGUGCGUGGAAGAGCUUCGUGGUGAAGCUACGCAUGCUAAUUGCUUAUCCAUGGCAACGUGUUCGCAAGGGCAGUGUUUUGAAUUUGAAAUUGCGUGGCCAGAUAUCUGAUCAGGUGAAGACUCGUUUCUCUUCAGGGUUAUCCCUGCCUCAAAUAUGUGAAAACCUAAUUAAGGCAGCAUAUGAUCCUCGCAUAUCCGGUGUUUAUCUCCACAUUGAAACCCUAAAUUGUGGAUGGGGUAAAAUUGAAGAAAUUCGAAGGCACAUAUUGGAUUUUAGGAAGUCAGGAAAGUUCAUUGUUGCUUAUGCACCUGCAUGGGGUGAAAAAGAGUAUUACCUUGGCUGUGCUUGUGAAGAGCUGUAUGCCCCUCCAAGUGCUUAUUUUUCCUUGUAUGGUUUAUCUGCUCAAGCAUCAUUUCUUGGAGGUGUACUUGAGAAAAUAGGUGUGGAACCACAAGUUCAGAGGAUUGGUAAAUAUAAAAGUGCUGGUGAUCAACUAAUUCGCAAGAAUAUAUCUGAAGAAAAUCGCGAGGUGCUUACAACAUUAGUAGAUAAUAUCUAUGGGAAUUGGGUUGAUAAGAUUUCUCAAGCCAAAGGAAAGAAAAAGGAAGACAUUGAAAGUUUUAUAAAUGAAGGAGUUUACCAAAUAAAGAAGUUGAAAGAAGAUGGAUGGAUAACAGAUAUAAAAUAUGAUGAUGAGGUUACAUCGAUGCUAAAAACAAAAUUGGGCAUUGCAGAAGAGAAAAAACUCCCGCUUGUUGAUUACAAGAAAUACUCAAGAGUUAGGAAAUGGACUUUGGGGUUAUCAGGUGGAAAAGAUCAAAUAGCAGUAAUUAGAGCUUCCGGAAGCAUCAGCCGUGUACGUGGGCCCUUUAGUUCACCCAAUUCUGGCAUCAUUGCUGAGCAAUUCAUUGAGAAGAUUCGCACUGUUAGAGAGUCGAAAAGGUAUAAAGCUGUUAUAAUCCGAAUCGAUAGCCCUGGAGGUGAUGCUCUGGCUUCUGACUUAAUGUGGAGGGAAAUCAGAUUAUUGGCUGAAUCUAAGCCUGUGGUUGCAUCAAUGGUUGAUGUGGCAGCUAGUGGAGGAUAUUACAUGGCCAUGGCUGCGCAAACUAUACUCUCGGAGAACCUUACUUUGACCGGGUCAAUUGGUGUUGUCACAGGUAAGUUCAAUUUGGGGAAAUUAUAUGAAAGAAUCGGUUUCAACAAGGAAGUAAUAUCAAAGGGACGAUUUUCUGAGUUGACUGCUGCUGACCAGCGACCAUUCAGACCAGAUGAAGAGAAACUGUUUGCAGAGUCUGCUCAGAAUGCUUAUCAACAAUUUCGUAACAAGGCAGCAUUUUCAAGAUCAAUGAGUGUGGAUAAGAUGGAGGAGAUUGCUCAAGGGAGAGUGUGGAGUGGAAAUGAUGCUGCUUCACGGGGUUUAGUUGAUGCAAUUGGAGGCUUUUCACGUGCUGUUGCUAUUGCUAAACACAAGGCCAACAUACCUCACGAUAAACAAGUUAGUUUGGUUGAGCUGUCAAAGUCAUCACCAUCUUUACCAGAAAUCCUAAGUGGAAUAGGGAGCAGUGUAAUUGGAAUGGACAUGGCAUUAAAGCAACUGAUGGAUGGGUUGACAUUUAGUGAUGGAGUGCAAGCGCGUAUGGAUGGAAUCAUGUUUGAGAGAUCCGAAGGAUCUCCAUUUGCAAAUCCUAUUUUCAAUUUGCUCAAAGACUACUUGAGUUCUCUUUAAUUUAUAUCCACAUUCACAAGUCAUCGAAUGAGUUAAGUAGAUCAUAUUGGAUGUAAUAUUGUUGUACAUUUCAUGAACGAAAGGUUAUCCAAGAGAUUCAAACCAA
Messenger RNA from Lactuca sativa (garden lettuce), 2308 nucleotides. It is a transcript of the gene SPPA, whose product is annotated as signal peptide peptidase. Gene Ontology annotation, cellular component: membrane. Gene Ontology annotation, molecular function: peptidase activity. The record is from RefSeq and is a predicted model, not a curated record. NCBI's taxonomy places the organism in Eukaryota, Viridiplantae, Streptophyta, Magnoliopsida, Asterales, Asteraceae.